Molecule: messenger RNA, 4069 nt
Organism: Gasterosteus aculeatus aculeatus (three-spined stickleback)
Lineage: Eukaryota; Metazoa; Chordata; Actinopteri; Perciformes; Gasterosteidae
Gene: gpr39
Product: G protein-coupled receptor 39
Biological process (GO): G protein-coupled receptor signaling pathway
Cellular component (GO): membrane
Molecular function (GO): G protein-coupled receptor activity
Source: RefSeq, a predicted model, not a curated record
AUCCAGAUCUUUGGGACCAUUCUGUUUCCAAAGGAUUUAAAUAUUCUCUUUCAUUAAGUUGAAUGAAAAGAAAUCUCUGUUUUGAUAUAAAUAUCUUUUUUUUUUUUUUAUCCCUUUGAGUCUGUAAUUUGGAACGAUUGCUAUGAAUUCAGAUAGGCCAAAGAAUACCUUGAAGAACUCCAAUUGUGCUGCUGAAUAUCUGCAAACAAUGCGUCGCUUUCAACCAAAUGCAAUAAUGCUCCAACGAAAGACCUAAACGUCGAGUCAAACCUGCUACAACGUGAAGCAGUCGGCAUGUUCGGUCGUGUAGAGUGAAUAUAUUUUCCCUGAGGCCUUACAAGUAGACUUAGCGUGUCCCUCUUUAUAUGUUCCGUGUCAAGCGGAGACUGAAGUGAGUAUGUUUUGUCCACCGACAUCCUUCCAUUUCCUUUUUUGGUAAAGUAUAAAUACCACUUAUCUCGGCUAAAAAUUGUCCCCGUCUCUCCAACGCACAACUGGUUAUGCAAAGUGUAAGUAGGCUCCUCUCGUGUAUGUCAAGCAUUUUAUUGUAGCUAUUUAAUUUCUAUCUAGCAGCUCUGAACAAUUUCUAGCAUGCGAUACAUUAAUGCCUGUGAUGUGUUUCUCUCAAAGUCACAAAGACAAUUUCAUGCACUCUCCAACACUUGAGCACCUUGUUAUUGAGAUAUUAUUUAAGGCAUUGUCGGGCUCUAUGUAAUUACGCACACACACGGCAGACAUUAAAAUAAGAUCUCAGGCAUAAACAAAGAGGCAGACUAUCAUGACAUUCAACCUUGAUUUUCUUUGCCCCUUUGGACUAAACAUCUGGCUGACAAUGUGAUGCCGUGCAAGACGCCUAGUUGGAUUGAUGCUAUCGGACUAUCAGAGUGGGAGGAUACACUUUUUAUUCAACAACUUUCAACCAGCAGACAUCAGCUUUGUGUGUGUGAAGAUGUCUUGGAAAAUGUUCUUAUUCUGAAGGUGUGAAAUGUUGCUUUAUAUAUCAAUGCAUCCAGCGUUGCUCGCGACAAAGAAAAUACAGUAAAUCUUUGAAAUACAAAUACUUUUUCAACCACCCAAAUGCAUUCACCAAAGCAUAGCUUUGUAUGUGGAGGAGUUCAGGUACUCUGUGGAGUACCAUGUCUGGUUUAUCUCAGUGUUCGGUUCCUGUUUUAACAUCCGUGCACUUAUUUUUUUCGACUUCUGUGUCUUGCAUUACGUUUAGCUCCCUCACAGGUUCUUUGUCAUAUUCUGUGUUCUUUGAAUACAACUUCUCGGGUGCCGCAGCUAUAUCUUUAACAUUAUCUGCAAACUAAACUUUUAGAUCGUUAAUCUGAAACCAUCAGAAUUAUAUUGCCAAACUCAAGCUUUUUGUUAAUGUUCAAGUUAUAUCACAACUCACCAUAUUUUGAAGCUGAGCUUUGAAUAAAACAAAGUUUGUGAGGCGACAUUAGUGCCGCUGAUAAGCAAUGAAAGCAGGCCCCGGCGCUCACGCUGCCUCUCCUUGUGUUUAAUGUUUAACGUGUUUCGCCUGUUUCGCCCUGCCCUUGUUGGCGGGAGGAGGACAUUUGUGGGAGAGCGGUGUUGGCUAACACUAUGCUCUGACUGAGGUAAAACCAACCCCUCUGAACUAGAACCUGAGACGACUCUCUGGGAUCCCAGAUGAUCAUCAGGAGCUGAGCUACGGCUGGAGGCCACACACUGGACUUUUUGUGUAUUUAGAUCCAAGUGUAGAAGGCUCAUUUUCUUCUAUAUAUCGUCACGGAGGGAUGCACCUACUGUGAUUUGGAGCACACCUCUCCUGGGACACUACUCUUCCAAAAAUCCGGGAUUACUUUACACAGAAAGAGGAGCCGGCUAUGUAAGUUGUUAUCUUGGAAACCAGCUCACUUCUGGUUCUUGGCGGUAAGAGAUUUCGCCCAGCAGACCUGAUAAGGACAGAAUCAAUACCGGGGAAAUCAGAGCUCACCCCUCCGUAACCAUGAAUGAGGAAAUAGACAAAGACUGGAGUAAGCUUGAACCCAACUACUCCGUCAAAAUCUUCCUGACAAUCUUCUACAGCCUCAUCCUGGUGACGGGUAUCGUGGGGAACUCGGUCACCAUCAGAGUGACUCAAGUGCUGAAGCGUAAUGGCUACCUGCAGAAGAACGUCACCGACCACAUGGUUAGCUUGGCGUGCUCGGACCUCCUGGUGCUCCUCAUCGGCAUGCCGGUGGAGCUCUACAGCGCUAUCUGGUUUCCAUUCUCAACAGCAGAAGGCAACGCUUCUUGUAAGAUCUACAACUUCCUGUUCGAGGCCUGCAGCUACGCCACGAUCCUCAACGUGGCCACGCUUAGCUUCGAACGCUACGUGGCUAUCUGUCACCCGUUCCGCUUUAAAGCCUUGGGCGGCAGACGUACCUCGGCCCUGAUCGCCUUUGCCUGGGUGGUGUCCGUGCUCGUGGCUCUGCCGUUGCUGGUUGCCACGGGAACACAGGGACACAUUCCCUUCCGGGCAGAGACACCGGUCCAGAAUCUGACUUUCUGUACAAACCUGAGGGAGCACUGGGUGAUGUACAGAGUCAGCAUCUUUUUGGCUUUCAUUGUCUACAUGGUCGUGUUGAUCUGUGUGGUCUUCAUGUGCCGGGCCAUGGUCCUCGUCCUUCAGAAACCUUUGCAGUCCAUGGACGGCCCCGUCCAAGGAAGUCCGAGAGAGCCCAAGCAUGAAAGUUCAAAGGUCAAGACAGCCAGGAGGCAGAUCAUCAUUUUUCUUGGCCUCAUCGUGGCAUCCUUGAUGGUGUGCUGGCUUCCCACCCAGAUCCGUCGCCUGAUGAUGGCCGCCGUGCCAAAGUCCAGCUGGACCAUUUCCUACUUCCGGAGCUACGUCACCCUCCACCCUGUGGCCGACUCCUUCUUCUACCUCAGCUCCGUGCUCAACCCGUUCCUCUACAACCUCUCCUCCAGACAGUUCAGGGAGGUUUUCGUCCAGGUGCUGCGCUGCCGCCUCACCAUCGAACACAUCAACAAGCGCACAGUGCGGAGCGCCAAGGCGGGGUCCGCCCGCUCCCUACGGCCCCUGCUGAUGAAGUCGAUGCGGCGCAGCGGGGGGGCGAACCGUCCCAGCCUCCCGCAGGACAAAACCCCACCCGCUCUUACAACCUUCCACAGCCAAAGUGACUCAGGAGUGGCUUCAAAUACGCAAACCUCCCUCAGCCUGACUGAAGAGUACGAUAACAUUCCCACAACAAGGAGAAAUGUACCAUCAGAGACUGAAAUAUAGUGUGCUGUAGAAUUUAAUGCAACAGAAUGAACGGUAAAAUUACACCUGCUUGUGCUGUGCCAUCAUGAACAAAUAAAAAUAAAUCCCUAAUACAGAGUGAACAAUUUUGCACAAUAGCAAGCUUGAUGGGAAACAGCAAGAAAUUGUUAUCAUGUGAGAAAAUUAUUAUACUAAAGUUGAAAUAUUCAGUUAGCACGAAGAACCCCACAGCUUAAGUUAAAGUUAAAAGUACCCAGCCGAGUUUUUGAACAGUAGUGCUGCUCCUUUCAGAUACUCACAUCUCACAUCUCACGGCCCGCUGUAACACAAACACACUCACAAGUAAGCAGGAGCGACACAUUGUACUUUACUGUGGGAGCUGUGCGCCGGCGGCAGCUGCAGUGUAGCAGCUCAGUCGACAAGCACCGGCCAAAAGUACUUAAAUUCACCACCAUUCAUUAUUAGCACUCAUUAUUACCCAUUUCAGUAUUCAGAUGCCUUCAUCAUCUUUCAAGAAGUCAGAAAAUGCAGUAAACAAGUAAUCCGUUUUGUAGAGCUAGCAGGAAAUAAAAUGACAUUUUUUUUGUUUGUUGUUAAAAAAACUACUUCACUAAGGUUAGUGGCUAACGUUAGGAAUCGAUGGAGCCCGUGGAUAAGAGAAACACAUGCUUCAUGGUAGAAUAUUGGAAAAGAACGGCAAUCUCCUGUUUUAAAAUUGGAUGUCUUCUAGCUGCGCAGGAGAUUUUAUCAGGGUCUCUAAAUUAAUUUUUGAAAUUCUUUCUGUCAACAUAUACUUAAAAUGUAUUCUGAAAAUACACCGUUGAGCCACAUGAA